CAUACAGGAGAGGAAGAAGUUUGGUCCUCUGGGCUGGAACAUCCGUUAUGAGUUCAACGACAGCGACAGAGAGUGUGCCCUGCUCAACCAGAACCUCUACUGUCAGACUGGCCAUAUACCCUGGGAUGCUCUCAUCUACAUCACUGGGGAGAUAACCUACGGAGGCAGGGUGACUGAUGCCUGGGACCAGCGCUGUCUCCGCACCAUCCUCAAAAGGUUCUUCUCUCCUGUCACCCUGGACCCAGGGUACACCUUCUCCACCUCAGGUGUCUACUUUGCCCCCGAGGCAGACAGACUGAGUGACUAUAACAGGUACAUAGAGAACCUUCCUCUCAUAGACGACCCUGAGAUCUUUGGUAUGCACGAGAACGCCAACCUCGCCUUCCAGCGUCUGGAGACUAUGACCCUGAUCAACACCAUCCUGGAGGUACAGCCUCGCUCGUCGGCCCGCGGCGGGGGCAAGAGCAACGACGAGAUCGUCCACGAGCUGGCCGACUCCAUCCUCGCCAAGAUCCCGGAGUGUCUGGAUAUGGAUGAGGCAGCGGAGGCUCUGUUUAUUCGUGACGCCAACGGACGCCUCAACUCCCUCACCACCGUCCUCGGACAGGAAGUAGACCGCUUUAACAACCUGUUGCGGGUCCUCCGGGUGUCUCUGUGUACCCUCCAGAAGGCUAUAGCAGGGCUGGUGGUGAUGUCAGAGGAGAUGGAGAGGAUCUACACCAGUUUCCUCAACAACCAGGUUCCAAACCACUGGAGCACCUCAGCCUACCCCUCCCUCAAACCCCUGGCCAGCUGGGUUAAAGACCUGGCCCUCAGGACCUGCUUCAUAGAGAACUGGAUCAUGCGGGGUCAGCCCAAAUCCUUCUGGAUCUCUGGAUUAUUCUUCCCUCAGGGCUUCCUCACUGGGGCGCUACAGAACCACGCCAGGACCUAUAACCUCCCCAUCGACGAGCUCAACUUCCGUUUCAACGUGUUGCCGGUCUACCUAGACCAGGGGGCCGUGAGCGAGGCGCUGAAGACCCUACCGGCCGGGGGCGAGCUGGACAUGGACUCUGAGCUACCCACCAUCAACGACGGCGUGCUGGUGCACGGGAUGUUCAUGGACGCCAGUCGCUGGGACGACGUCAACAUGGUGAUCGAGGAUGCGUUGCCGCGGGUGAUGAACGCCAUGCUUCCCGUGGUGCACUUCGAACCCCAGCAGAACUACGACCCUGAUCCGUCUCUCUACCAGGCUCCACUGUACAAGACCUCAGCUAGGGCUGGGACUUUGUCUACUACAGGCCACUCUACUAACUUUGUGGUGACUGUGAUGCUGCCGUCCAGCCUGCCUAGUGACUACUGGAUCACCAAGGCCUCAGCUCUGCUCUGUCAGCUCAACGAGUAGUGACCCACCCACAGGCACCACACACACACAGCUGUACUUCUGCACCUUCAAUACCAGCAGCACUGAUGAAGCCCAUUCUCUAUGGACUCUUGUUUUCUGGUUUUCUAAUGUCUGUAUUGAGAAGUAUUCUACUGUGUACUCUCCUCCUGCUAAUCAGUUGAAGGGAUUAUUUGUAUGGGGCCCAAAAUGGCAUUUCUUUUAUUUUCUGAGUUGCUGUGAUUAAAUACCAUGUGGCA
Molecule: messenger RNA, 1620 nt
Organism: Salmo salar (Atlantic salmon)
Lineage: Eukaryota; Metazoa; Chordata; Actinopteri; Salmoniformes; Salmonidae
Source: RefSeq, a predicted model, not a curated record